Molecule: messenger RNA, 3890 nt
Organism: Bombina bombina (fire-bellied toad)
Lineage: Eukaryota; Metazoa; Chordata; Amphibia; Anura; Bombinatoridae
Gene: ZNF618
Product: zinc finger protein 618
Exons: 15
Coding region: 230-2857 (875 amino acids)
Molecular function (GO): protein dimerization activity
Source: RefSeq, a predicted model, not a curated record
CUCUCCCCCUCCCACCACUCUCCUCUCCCUCCACCUCCAGCCGAUCUGCUAAACUCUCCCGGGCCGAGGCUGCCAGGGAGCGGGGGACUCAUCGCCAUCCAGCCGGGCAGGAGUGGAGCGGGCGCAGCGCUGACACCCGGCGCAGAGGGAGAGUAGUGGGAACAGAAGACUUUAGAAUUCUAGUAGGGAUCAUCCCGUCAAACUGCAUUCUCUAAGAAGCCGGCAGACAAUGACGACUCAAGAUGUGACAGUGAAAAAAGAGCAAUCUGAUGAAGAGAUUCAGCCGGUGAUCUGGCAAGAGAAUGCCAAAGAACCCAAGAAGAAGAAAUUGAAUGACGGGAAUGAAGAAAUUCCAGCUGAAAUUUGUGUUGUUAUCGGAGAUAAUAGAAACCAGCAGAACGUGGGGGGAGACUCACCAGACGCACACAACAUGAGUAUAAGCAGAGAACCCUCCUGGAGUGGCAGCAACCGGCAGAGGAACCUCUCCCCUCGGAUCAGCACUUCCUCUCCAGGCUCUUAUGAAUGUGGAAUUUGUAGGAAAAAGUACAAAUACUACAACUGCUUCCAGACUCAUGUCCGAGCGCAUAUGGACAAUGAAGCUGCUUCAGGUGAGGGAGCAUCGCAGGGAAACAAUUUUCGGUACACGUGUGACAUCUGUGGCAAAAAAUACAAAUAUUACAGCUGCUUCCAAGAACACAGAGAUUUGCAUGCAGUGGACGACACCUAUAUCCAAACGAUGGUUACGGCAGGGGACGUAAAAGAAGAGGACACAGAACCAUUUCAGAAACUUGGUCCAAAAACUGGCAAUUAUACGUGUGAAUUCUGCGGCAAACAGUAUAAAUAUUACACUCCGUACCAGGAGCAUGUAGCUCUGCAUGCACCGCUCAAGGGCGUCUUCAGCCAAGAAGUGGAGUCAAAAAUUCACAACAACUAUGAAGAAACGAACAGCAAUUCUCAACACUCGAGCUCAGGUUCCAGCAGGACUCACGCAGGAAUGUCCGACUCAGUGGGAGGGGGGAAUGUGACAAGCUGGCAGAAAGCAGACGCCGUCAGCCCUAUGAUUUCUAGUCCGUUCCCGUUGAUACAAAGUAAGGGAUGGAAGAAAAAAAUAAAAAGGACUGAUGAAACGGAUAACAAGACAUUAAAAGAAGACAAAAGUGGAAAAGCAGAAGAGCCCUAUACAUGUGGUGCUUGUGGUAUUCAGUUCCAGUUUUACAAUAAUCUUCUUGAACACAUGCAGUCCCACGCUGCUGACAAUGAAAACAACAUUGCUAAAAGUCAACCCAGAUCUUUACCCCCUGUGGAAGAAAACUGGAAACCUCAACCCCCCAAAAAUAAUACCAACAACACAACGGCGGUGGCACCUGUUAACAAUACACUACCUGAAAAGGAACGGCAACACAUUGCUGAGCGCUUGCUGAGGGUUAUGUGUGCUGACCUUGGAGCACUUAGCGUGGUUAAUGGCAAAGACUUCCUCAAACUAGCUCAAACACUAGUUGACACUGGAGCUCGCUAUGGAGCGUUCUCUGUAAAUGAGAUUCUGGGGAACAUGAAUACACUUGCUCUAAAGCAUUUACCUCGCAUGUACAACCAGGUCAAAGUGAAAGUUACAUGUGCCCUGGGCAGCAAUAUCUGCUUAGGGAUUGGAGUGACUUGUCACUCGCAAAGUGUUGGCUCUGACACCUGUUACAUACUCACAGCAUAUCAAGCAGAAGGUGUCCAAAUUAAACGAUAUGUCUUAGGAAUCAAAGAUGUGGAAAAUCGUGACAGUGGAGAAUUUAUCCAUCAGUGGGUGCAGAAUGUCCUCUCUGAGUUUGUUAUGUCAGAGAUUAGGACAGUGUAUGUUACAGACUGCAAGGUCAAUUCUUCUGCUUUUUCCAAGGUUGGAACCUGCUUGCGUUGUUCAGCCUGCUCCUUAAACUCAGUGGUACAAAGUGUUCUCAACAAGCGCACACUGCAAGCUCGGAAUAUGCAUGAGGUUAUUGAACUAUUGAAUGUCACAGAGGAGCUUGCUGGGUCAUCUGGUAUCUCAAAGGAGACAUUUGGUUCAUUAGAAGAAACCUCUCCCCCACCCUGUUGGAACUCUGUGACCGAUUCUCUCCUGCUUGUUCAUGAACGAUAUGAGCAAAUUUGUGAAUUCUACAGUCGUGCAAAAAAAAUGAAUAUCAUACAAAACCUAAACAAGCAUUUACUGAGCAAUUUGGCUGCCAUUCUAGCUCCAGUGAAGCAAGCUGUGAUAGAGCUUAGCAACGAGCAUAAACCUACUCUCCAGCUUGUGCUGCCAACUUAUGUUAAAUUGGAGAAGCUCUUCACUUCCAAAGCAAAUGAUGCAGGUGUGAUCAGCAAGCUCUGCCAUCUCUUUCUUGAAGCUUUGAAGGAAAAUUUUAAAGUUGAGUCUGCACAUAAAGUAGCUAUGAUUUUAGACCCUCAGCAGAAGCUAAGGCCUGUUCCACCUUACCAACAUGAAGAGAUUAUCGGCAAAGUCUGUGAAUUAAUCAAUGAAGUCAGAGAUGGUGCAGAUGAAGCAGAGUUUGAGGCACCUACUAAAAAAGCAAGACAAGCUGUAGAGACAAACAAAGUUCAGGAAGACGAUCGCAUGGGGAAAAAUGAAGUCUACGAAUAUUUGCAAGAGCCCCUUUUUCAGGUUACUCCAGACCUCUUCCAAUAUUGGUCUUCUGUUACCCAAAAACAUACAAAGCUAUCCAAACUUGCCUUCUGGCUUCUAGCUGUACCUGCUGUGGGAGCCAGGAGUGAAUGUGUAAAUAUGUGUGAACAGACAAUACUAAUCAAAAAAAGAAGACUUCUUAGCCCAGAAGACAUGAAUAAAGUCUUGUUUCUGAAAUCUAAUAUGCUUUAAAGAAACAUUUUGAAUAAAUCAUUUGUUUUAAUAAAUAAAACACUGUUCCAAAAAAAAAAGUUAUUCAAGCUCAAAACACUGUGGACCUCAAAAAAUGUCUAGGAACCAAGUGCUUUUUUUCUUUAUUUUAAUUUUUUUUUUUAAAACAAAAAGAAGAUACAAUAAAAAAGGGUUGAUGGAAUCUUGAACACACUGAAGCAUGUACAAAGAGCUUGUAGCUGUAUAGACUGAUCGUUAGGACGGUCGUCUUUCUUAUUACAGGCAGCUUACCUCCAAAGACACUUGAAGUCUUUGCUUCUCCUCACGAAUUCUCACAGUGGGCUCUUUGCUCCUUCCAAUAACUGUAAACAUUUCUGGGCAUUGGUGCAGCCUUAUUAACAUACAGUGUAUAUUAGUAAGGUAACAUUCACAAAAUGUAUCCAUAUAAAGGAAAAAUUCAGGAACCUAGAUGGAGUCUUCAUGGAACUGUAAAAAGGAAAAUAAUUUUAAUCAGAUAUUUUCAUUAAACUAUCUCCAUUCCCUUUUUGUUUAUUGUUUGGAAAACAAAUUAGGAACAAAAGUAGUGCAUUAUAAAGGGAAAUAUAUAUAAAUAUAUAUUCUUUUUUAAGAAUAUGAAGAUGUUCUCCUCUUUAAACUACUGUAUAUCACUUCUACUGUAUUUCCUGCCUAUGGUAGACUACCCUUACGAGUAUGUUACAUUUGUUGUCUCCAAUGAACAAUAAUACUUUUUUUUUCUAAUUUAUGAACAGUAUGGAAUGUAACCUUUUCCGAUUACAGAGGUGUGAUUGUGAAUGUAUGUGCACUUGCUCUACAACCCUCUCAGUUUAAAUCUAGUAGCACAAAUCUUUUUCUGCAAUAUUUUCACUCGAUCACGAGCUGUUCAAGCUUGCUACUUACUGGCCACACAACAGAAAAUGACAGAAAGUGAUGUGAGUUGGUUUGUUUUUAUUAUUAUUGCUUGUUUUAAGGGCUUUUAAUGAAUUAAUUAAUUAAUUUGUCUGGUAGAUGGGGGUUUACUUACCAACGUCAAUCA